Molecule: messenger RNA, 1517 nt
Organism: Schistosoma intercalatum
Lineage: Eukaryota; Metazoa; Platyhelminthes; Trematoda; Strigeidida; Schistosomatidae
Source: the annotation of a GenBank genome assembly
CUGUUCAACGUGCACGAGCUAAUACACAAACUUAUUUAUGUUCAACAACACCAUAUUCAUCUUAUCCAGUUAUUGCAGCUGCAGCAGUUGCUGCCGCUGCUACCGCUUAUCUUCAUGGAACAGUAACUAAUCCUAUUCCUCCUACCCUUACUCCUACUACUCCUAUUAAUACUACUACUAAUGAUACUACUAAUAAUUUUAUAUUAAAUUCUACAUUCACUGAUCAUUACAAUAGAUCAGAUCCAAUCAAUUUAUCAAAUGUAUAUAUCCCAACAACUAGUCAAUAUAUGACCACUUUAAAUGAUAAUAUGAAUCCUUUACCUCAAUCAUAUUAUGAACCAUACGAGAAUACAUUGAAUACAUCGAAUAUACACUAUUCAAAACUAUAUAAUCAGCCUAUUUAUACAAGAAGAUCUAUAUCAACUCAUUCAAUGAAUAAACCAAUAGAGAAUAUCGUUACAUCUUAUUUACCAUUUCAUAGUAAUACGAGUAGUAAUAAUACGUCAUCCAUGUUAACCUACGAUGACCAACCAUCCACAUUACAUCAUCAUCAUCAUAAUCAUAAUCAUUAUGCAACACGUUUAAAUCUACCACAAAAAUCAUCGUAUGGUUAUUAUCAUCAUGAUCAUGAUCAUGAUCAUCAUUCAAUAUCAUCAUGUUCAACUCCAAUUACAAUGACUACACCAAUUAUGACAAAUUUUAAUCAUAUAAAUAUGAAUUGUAUUCAUCAAUAUCAUACUACUAACAAUACUACUAAUAGUACUACUACUACUACUACUACUACUACUACUACUACUACUACUACUACUACUACCACUAUUACUAUGACUACUACUACCACUACUAAUACUACUAAUACUACUACUACUACUAAUAGUAGUAAUCGUAUAAGAUGUGGUUUAAAUCAAGAAUCCAAUUCAUUUAGACAACCAGAUUCAUCAUCAUCAUCAUCAUCGACAACAACAUUAGCAUCAUUCACAUCAACUAUACAUCGUCAAACUAUUCAUUCAUUUAUCAUAGAUAUAAAAAAAACAUUAGAAGAAUGGAUACUUAUAAAAGAUAUAACCUAUUCAAUAGAUACUACUACUAAUACUACUACUACUACUUAUUCAAAUUAUAAUUAUCAUAUAGAAUUAAUGAGAUUAUGGUCAAAUAAAUUAUUAAAACAAAUCACAAUUAUUUUAAAUAAAUUACAUUCAUUUAAACAAGUAUGGAUUCAAUGUUUCAAGAAUAUGGCGGGAAAUUCCAGUUCAUUUCAUCAUGAACAUGAAGAAGAAGACGACGAUGACAACAUCGACGACGACGAUGAAGAAGACUAUUUAUGGAUAAAUGAAUUAAUUUCACAAACAGAAUUCUAUGAAUUACAAGAAUAUGAAGUGAAAACAUCAAUUCAAUUAAAAAGUAUUACACCAAUACCUGAUACAACUCAAAUUAUUAUAUGUGAAUUAAUAGAUAAAGAAUGUGAAUUAUUAUUGAAACAAUCAUUGCCAACACUUAGUUUAAUGCAUAUUUGUCAA